AGCGCGCGCGCGCGCCCCGCCAGGCCGCGGGGCCGCGCAGCAGCUUGAGCGAGCGGAGUAAAGAUGGCGGAGCUGCAAAUGCUGCUGGAGGAGGAAAUUCCCGCCGGACGGAGCGCGUUAGUGGACAGUUUCAGUAACCUGGACAAAGUGGCCGAGUACUGCGAGAACAAUUAUGUCCAGUCCACAGACAAACAGCGCGCCCUGGAGGAGACAAAGAGUUUUACGACUCAGUCUCUGGCGAGCGUGUCUUACCUCAUCAACACGCUGGCGAACAACGUCCUGCAGCUGCUCGACAUCCAGGCGUCGCAGCUGCGUCGCAUGGAGAGCUCGCUCAACCACAUCUCACAGACUGUCGACGUCCACAACGAGAAAGUGGCGAGACGAGAGAUCGGAAUCUUAACCACCAACAAGAACGCGUGUCGCUCACAUAAAAUAGUGGCUCCGGCCGACCAGGAGAGGGCGCUGCGCUACAUCAGGAAACCCAUCGACUACAGCGCGCUGGACCACGUCGGACACGGAGUCAAGUGGUUAUUGAGGUUCAAGGUUAAUGAUCAGACCGUGGGUUUGUCCACCAGGUCCAACUCCGAGACCCAGAGACCACUGAGUCCUACGAGGACAGGCAGGGGGAAAAGCUCCCCCUACAGGACGUUGGAGCCAGUGCGCCCCCCGGUGGUUCCUCAUGAUUGUGUGAGCCCAGAUCUACUUCAGAGUCCAGAUCGAACCGCUUCACUGAUCCACAGGCCACGGACAUGCAGUGGCAGCAGUCAUCGCAGCAGCAGAGAAAACAGCAGCUGUGGAUCAGUGGGUUUUCCCAUCGCUGUGCCAACACCCUCCCCCCCCUCCACCUUCCCAGUUUCUCCGACUGCAGGACCAGCAAGCUCCUCCUCCACUGCUCCUAACUCCUCCCCCUCCUCCACUCCUUCCUCCGUCUGCUCCUCCUCCUCCAACUCCACCUUAACACAACCCAACGCACCUGCUAACCCCGCCCCACCCCCAAACCCCGCCCCCAGCCUAUCUGAAGAAGUGUCUUCUCCUCUUCCUGUAUCCUCCCCUUUAUCACCUGCUGAAGAUCCAGUGGUCCCUCACUUCUUCAGUAUGAAUCGUCCUCACACUCGUCAGCAGAGUCCACAGUUGGGCGGAUCUCUGCCGCACCGUCGCCGCCCCCCCUCCCUGACUGGUCAGCCUAUCAUAACACAGAACCAGGUGAACGGGGAUUACCACGACAACCACAGCCCAGAUGCCCCUCCCACUGCUGCUGAGAGCCAAUCAGAGCCCGAGGUUCCCCUGCAGAAGUGUGCCGAGGACUCGGCUGUGAUGGAGUUCAGUGACCCGUACGCUGAAGAGGAUCCACCGUGGGCCCCGAGGACCUACCUGGAGCGAGUGGUGGCCAUCUAUGACUACACAGCUGACAAAGAGGACGAGCUGUCUUUCCAGGAGGGAGCGGUCAUCUACGUCGUCCAGAAGAACGAGGACGGGUGGUUUGAAGGAGUGAUGAACCUGACCACGGGUCUGUUCCCCGGGAACUACGUCGAGUCCAUCAUGCACUACACUGACUGACCACAGGGGGAGCACUGCACUACACUGACUGACCACAGGGAGAGGACUGCACUACACUGACUGACCACAGGGGGAGGAGUAGUUUGUGGUUAUUGUUUUUUUCAAGUCACAAAAAUCACCAGCAGAUCAAAGUGUGACUACAAACAUGGCCGCCAUUGAAUUCAGAGAAUACGAUAGAAUGUUUAAAUACUGACACGUUCAGAUUAUUUUAUUAUCAAUAAUCUGAUGUAAUCUGUGUCUUCUUAAAGCAGUACUUCUCAAAUAGUGGGGCGGGGCCCCCUGGGGGGGAGUGAGAGCUAGGGCAGGACAUGUCAUACAGUGGUUUAUACAGAUAAAUAAAUCAAAAUAAUCAGGUUCUCAAUAGUAUUUCGA
This is a messenger RNA of Solea solea (common sole), 1929 nucleotides long. Its product is annotated as abl interactor 2-like. Gene Ontology annotation, molecular function: SH3 domain binding. The coding region runs from base 64 to 1557 and encodes 497 amino acids. The transcript is spliced from 11 exons. Gene Ontology annotation, cellular component: lamellipodium. NCBI's taxonomy places the organism in Eukaryota, Metazoa, Chordata, Actinopteri, Pleuronectiformes, Soleidae. The record is from RefSeq and is a predicted model, not a curated record.